Messenger RNA from Bactrocera dorsalis (oriental fruit fly), 1679 nucleotides. RefSeq lists its product as uncharacterized. The record is from RefSeq and is a predicted model, not a curated record. The transcript has 2 exons. Lineage: Eukaryota; Metazoa; Arthropoda; Insecta; Diptera; Tephritidae. Bases 844 to 1293 code for a protein of 149 amino acids.
GGGUCAAGCGCAGGCAUCCUAAAAGAUGACUACUCUUGGACUUGGCAACUGAACUCCUUCUGGUAUCGCAAAGAACCAAACAGGUCUAUGCGUGGCCUAUCGGCCUAUCGGAUUAACCUAAUCCAACCUAAAUGUGUUGUGAAUAUUUAAGCAGAAUUAUUCGUAAUUACCUCCACCUGUUGUAUCAUCUUUGGAAGCUUACCUAACUCCUUGCAGUCUCAUAUUUUCUGAUCUUAAGCCGUAAAGUUACUUUGUACCACAACGGAGAGCAGUUUGACAAUCUGCUGAAAAAAGCAAAGUGCUUACAAUAAUUUGUCGCGCACUGUAUUUACAUAUGUUUGCGUAUGCUGUGCGGAAGCGGCCUUCAAUCAUAAUUAUUCGCACUUUGUGCGAACGUGCAAACUUACAAACACACUUACGCAUACGCUGACGUUUAUGAUCACAUACAAAUACGUGGAAGAGUAAUAUUUGCAUGGCUGCAUAUACAUGUGUGUGUCUGUCCAUAUGCAUAUAUUUAAAACUGCACGCAUUUUGAUAAGCCCCGCGCGUGUGUGUGUGUGUUUAUGCUAUAUAAAGCCGCAAUAAUUUGUACUACUCACAAUCGUGUGGUGCAAAUAUUGAUAAGCUUGUAUAAAAUUAGCCCAACUCCCGUUAUCGUUGCUAUAAAAAGGCGAUCCACGCCAGGGAAGUGAUAUACAUCAACGCCGUUGAACAACAAAAAGGUUGAGUGCCAAAGUCAGGCCCAGUAAAUUCAACGCAAACGCAGUGUUCGAAGGAAAGCAGGCGUUUUCCAGGCGGUCAAGUCCAGAAACGUUUAAUAUAAGAAACAAAAGGAGUUCCACCAUGUACCACUUUAACAUCAAAGCAAUUGUACUCUUUUCGUUCGUGCUACUCCUCUCACUGCAAACGAUGACUGCACGGCCGCUCAGCUCCCACGAACACAAGUCAGCCAUACAGCAGCCUUACCGCGCUCUACUAAAGACGAGAGACCCUGACAUGGUCACUGAGUUCCCACACACCGUCGAUGAGCCAAUACUACACGAAUUGGACGCGGCUUUAAUGAAAUUGGCCAAUGUUUAUAUGCAGGCGCUUUUCUCUGGCACACACACGGCUGAGUUAGAGGCGGAGUUGGAUGCCUUGGAGCUGCGUUUCUACGAUUUGUUAGACUCGCUUUACAGGGAGGACCGUAUGUCGGAAUAUAUGAAAUAUGAGGCCGAGGUCACGCAUCAAAUGAUUAUCUACAACUUGCUAAAGAGACUCUUUGGGUACGCAAAGGAUGAUGCGGCUGCGUAGAAAGCUGAUGGAGUUGGUGGAGGCAAGAAAUGAAGAUCGCGUGAGCGCCAGAGUCAGCAGUAAUAGCAAUAAUGGGACUCACAAUGAUCAGCUCGCAACUCAGCUGACCUUUCUCGAAACAGUGGGGUAAAUGUGUCUGGCAAGGGAUCAAAUGGUGCAUUAAAUAGUUAGUGCUUAGUGCUUAUGAAUAUAGGGUUUUAAAUAUGUGUUGGCACUUGAAAGAGAUUUCAUUUAAAAGAUGCUUCAAUGGUAAGUCCAAGCAGUGAAAUUUCUCCAUAUGCAAGUAUUUUCAUAUAAAUCUUAAAGUUAUUGCUCCAGGAGGAUAUAAUGGUAUGUACUUAUUGCAGAGAUAUAAAUUGCGCAUAAAUAAAGAACUACUGAAAGAA